Messenger RNA from Ornithorhynchus anatinus (platypus), 2960 nucleotides. It is a transcript of the gene SPHK2, whose product is annotated as sphingosine kinase 2. The transcript is spliced from 6 exons. Gene Ontology annotation, biological process: sphingosine biosynthetic process; positive regulation of apoptotic process; sphinganine-1-phosphate biosynthetic process. NCBI's taxonomy places the organism in Eukaryota, Metazoa, Chordata, Mammalia, Monotremata, Ornithorhynchidae. Gene Ontology annotation, cellular component: membrane; intracellular membrane-bounded organelle; cytoplasm. The record is from RefSeq and is a predicted model, not a curated record. The coding region runs from base 789 to 2510 and encodes 573 amino acids.
GGAGGAGGAAGGCGAGGGUGAGGCGGGACGGUCAGGGAGACGGAGAGGCCCGGAGCCAAUCCGGGGAGGGGGAGGCGGGGCCGGGGCCGAGGUGAGCUCCGGGCCAAGGACCGGCCGGUGGGGCAGGGAAGGAAGGCAAAGGGCGGGAGGCCGGUGGCGGUGGAGGGACCGGGGGAGGGAGGAGGGAUGGGCCCCUGAGUGGGGCUGGGGGCGGGACGGGGUCGGGGCCGCCCUCGUCCACACGUCCCGGCGGUGCAGCCCAGGCCCAUGGCCCAGUCCCAAGCUGGACCCGAAGCUCCGCAGAUCCCAAGGCCGGAGUCGUGAUCCUGCCCCGGGCCUGCCCCCGCCACCCCACGCUCCGUCCUCACGGCCAGAGCGGGGCCGGGCCGCAGCCCAGGACCGGGAGCCCGUGGCGGGGACUUUGACCCCCCGGUCCUGGCCGAAGACACCAUCGCCGGGGCGUGUGAACGCCCGGGUCUCCUCGCCGGGGCGGGCCCGGAGGCCACCAGAAGACCAAGGCUGCGGACAAAGAGAAGGACCCGUCGAGGGGCCAGCGCGGGGACGGACGACCGAGCCCCAGAAGCAGGCCCAGAAGAGGAGAGCGCGGAGCCGAGCCUGAACCGAAGAGCCUCCCGGGGCCGGAGUAGGCCCGGAGGAUUCUGGGGGCAGAGGCCAAGGACGCCGAGGAGGACGUGCGCGGCGGGGAAGGGGGCCCCCCGGGGCCACCGGCUGGGCCCGGGAACCCCCGACCCAACCCAGCCCGCCCCCGCUCCCCGUCGCCGCCCAGCAUGUCCCCCGACGGCGCCCGGGCCGGAGAGGAGACCCUUCUCCACGGGGAGUUCGGGGCGCACCCGGCCCGGGGGACCCGCUACGCCCUGACCCUGACCCUGUCCGCCCUGCACAUCCAGCGCCUGGUGCCCCGGCCCGACGCGGAGCAGCGCACGGUGGUGCCCAUGGGGGAGGUGUCCGGCUGCCACACGCUGCGGAGCCUGGCCCCAGGAGAGCCCGCCGCCUUCUUCGCCGUUUACGCCUACCCACGCCGGCGGCGGGGCGGGCGGCGGCGGGCGGCCCGGACCUUCCGGGUGGACGGGGACGGCACCUACGAGGAGAACCAGGCCGUGGCGGAACGCUGGGCCACCGUCAUCAAGUGCCUGGUGCGGGGCGUGGCCCUGGGCGGGAACACGGUGAUCACUCCGGAGCUCCUCCCCAGGCCCCGGCGGCUGCUUCUUCUGGUGAAUCCUUUCGGCGGGCGGGGCCAGGCUUGGCAGUGGUGUCAGAACCACGUGCUGCCCAUGAUCUCAGAAGCUGACCUCUCCUUCAACCUCAUCCAGACCGAACGGCAGAACCAUGCCCGGGAGCUGGUCCGGGGACUGAAUCUGGCCGAGUGGGAUGGGAUCGUGACGCUGUCCGGAGACGGGCUGCUGUAUGAAGUCGUGAAUGGGCUCAUGGAACGGCCCGAUUGGGCCAAGGCCAUCAAGACGCCUGUCGGGAUCCUCCCCUGCGGCUCUGGGAACGCGUUGGCGGGAGCCGUGAACCAGCACGGGGGCUUUGAGCCAGCCCUCGGCCUGGACCUCCUGCUCAACUGUUCGCUGCUGCUGUGCCGUGGGGCCAGGGCCCCCUUGGACCUUCUGUCGGUCACGCUGGCCUCGGGCACCCGCAUCUUCUCUUUCCUGUCGGUGGCCUGGGGCUUCGUCUCAGAUGUGGACGUGGAGAGCGAGCGCUUCCGCCCCCUGGGCCCCGCCCGCUUCACCCUGGGCACCGCCCUCCGCCUGGCCUCCCUCCACACCUACCGCGGCCGCCUCUCCUACCUCCCCGCGGCCCAGCCGCUGCCCGGUGCCCCCCACCGGCCACUGGCCCGGAGCGCCACGGCCAUGCCGCCCCCGGUCCCGCCACACGGGUCGCCCCUGCACCGGGCCGUCUCCGACAUGGCGCUGGCCGAGGAGCGGGGCCUGCACGCCCCCGCCGCCCGCUCCCCGGCCCCCUCGCCCUCGCCCCCGCCCUCGCCCUUCUCCCCAUCCCGGGACCUGGACCUGACCGCCGACCCUCCCCAGCCCAGGGCCGACCCCGCCCCACCCUCCUCGCCCGCCCCCGAGGGUCCUGCUGACGACCUGCUGCCCCCCUUGGGCGAGCCCCUGCCCCCGGAGUGGGUCACGCUGGAGGGGGACUUUGUCCUCCUGCUGGCCAUCUCCCCCAGCCACCUCGGGGCCGACCUGGUGGCCGCCCCCUUCGCCCACUUCGGGGAUGGCGUGGUGCACCUGUGCUGGGUCCGGGCGGGGGUCUCACGGGCAGCGCUGCUGCGCCUCUUCCUGGCCAUGGAGCGGGGCACCCACUUCGGGCUGGGCUGCCCGCAGCUGGCCUACGCCGCGGCCCGCGCCUUCCGCCUGGAGCCCUUGACCCGGCGCGGGAUCCUGACCGUGGAUGGGGAGCGGGUGGAGUACGGGCCCCUCCAGGCCCAGGUCCACGGCGGGCUGGGCUGCCUCCUCACCGGCAACCCCCCCUGUGGGUCCUGACCCCAGCGGGGAGCGGGAAGGCCCGACCGUCAUCCCACCGCGCUGACCCGAGGAGGCCUGGGGUGGAGCUCAGGACCCCCAGGGCAGGUCAGGGGAAGCCUGCUCGCUGGGGGCAGGAACAGGAAGAGCCUAGAACCCCAGUGGGGCGCUGGGGAAGAGAGGAGGUCGACUCCGCUGCCGGGUCCUGGGAGGGGCCGGAGCCUAGGACCCGCAGCGGGUUGGGUCCCGGGCCGGAAGAGCGGGGAAACCACCCUGAGCCGGGGACGCCACCAGGUGGGUCGGGCGGUGGGGUUCUCCCUCGCCAUUUAAAGGGACCAGCCUAUUGGAUGGCAGCUUGGGGGAAGGAGUGGAGCUUAACAGCAAGACAGCUGCUGGGCCCUGCCUCCCCCCCCCCCACCAUGUGCUUUGUCCCCCCCCUUUUCAUUUGCACUACUUCCCCCUCCCCCCCAC